CGGGUUUUGGAUUUGAUUCAAGACUCCAACCCUAAAGUCAGUUAGUUGAUUCGAAGAUGCUCGGAGAUUUCAUAACAAGAAUCAUAAUAUUGCUUGUGGGUUACGCGUACCCAGCAUAUGGAUGCUACAAAAGCAUCGAAAAGAAAAAGGCUGAGAUUCAUGAACUUAGAUACUGGUGCAAAUAUUGGAUUUUGGUGGCUCUUCUUACUGUUUUCGAAAGGAUAGGAGACAUCAUUGUAUCAUGGUUACCACUCUACGGUGAGAUCAAAAUCGCUCUUCUCAUCUACUUAUGGUACCCGAAAUCACAGGGACUUAGCUAUGUCUACGAGAAGCUACUGUGUCCUUACAUGUCAAAACAUGAAUCUGACAUCGAUCAAGGAAUCUCCGUCUUAAAGAUAAGAGGACAUUUAGUAAUUGCUCAACUACUGCAAUGUGGCUUCCACUGGAGCCUCCAAAUCUUCAAGCAAUUGCAACAACAAUUCGCCAUCGAUAAGAAUAAUAACCCAUCAAAGGCAAAAGAUCAACAACAAACAAGAACUUCUUUUAUGUUUCUCCGUUAGAAGAUACUGCUUUACUCUAAGCCACAAUCUCAAUAACCGGGUUUUUAACUG
This is a messenger RNA of Arabidopsis arenosa, 611 nucleotides long. Lineage: Eukaryota; Viridiplantae; Streptophyta; Magnoliopsida; Brassicales; Brassicaceae. The record is from the annotation of a GenBank genome assembly.